Sebastes umbrosus (honeycomb rockfish) is the source of this 1215-nucleotide messenger RNA. RefSeq names its product olfactory receptor 11A1-like. The record is from RefSeq and is a predicted model, not a curated record. NCBI's taxonomy places the organism in Eukaryota, Metazoa, Chordata, Actinopteri, Perciformes, Sebastidae. Gene Ontology annotation, cellular component: membrane. The transcript has a single exon. Gene Ontology annotation, biological process: G protein-coupled receptor signaling pathway. Gene Ontology annotation, molecular function: G protein-coupled receptor activity; olfactory receptor activity. The coding region runs from base 133 to 1098 and encodes 321 amino acids.
UUCAAGGAAACGGGCUGAUGAAGCAGCCGGAGAUUUUACAGCGUCACUGUUUUUCAAUAUGAGGUCUUGAAUCAUGUUUAUUGUGAGUAUAAACAAGAGAAGCAAAGCUUUAAGAAUUCCCGUUUUUAAAGAAUGAUGUUGAAUUCAACGUCCUCAACUUUAUCUUAUUUCAUUCUUGAAGCUUAUGUGCACGUAGGGACUUUGAGAUAUUUCUAUUUUAUAAUAACUGCAAUGUUAUAUGUUGUUAUUGUUAUUGUCAACACAUCUCUGGUGGUGGUUAUCUGUAGUAACAGAAGCUUACAUGAACCUAUGUACCUUUUCCUGUGCAGCCUGUUUGUAAAUGAACUGUAUGGUAGUACAGGGUUGUUUCCAUUCCUUCUGGUUCAGAUCCUCUCUGACAUUCACACUGUUGCUGCUCCGCUCUGCUUCCUGCAGAUCUUCUGUCUGUACUCUUAUGCAAAUAUAGAAUUAUGUAACUUAGCCGUCAUGUCUUACGACCGAUAUCUGGCCAUCUGUUGUCCUCUACAGUAUAACACACGCUGGACAUUUAACAAGGUGUUUAUCUUUAUUGUUGUUAUAUGGUUGUACUCUUUUGUCAGAUGCAUCAUCAAUAUAUCCUUAAACAUCCGUUUGACUCUGUGUGGAAACGUCAUCAACAGUCUGUAUUGCAGAAACUACCUCAUUAUUAAACUGGCGUGUUCUGACACUCAUGUGAAUAACAUCCACGGAUUGUUCGGUGUUGUUCUCUCUAUUCUAGUCCCUCUGCUUCCGAUCCUGUUCUCCUACAUGAGGAUCCUCAGAGUGUGUUUCUCUGGUAGUAAACAGACCAGACAGAAAGCUGUCAGUACCUGCACACCUCACCUCGCUUCUCUGCUCAACUUCUCCUUCGGCUGUUUAUUUGAGAUACUUCAGAGCAGGUUUGAUAUGAGCGGCGUACCAAGAGCGAUGCGGAUCAUUCUGUCGCUGUAUUUUGUGAUACUGCAACCGCUUCUGAAUCCGAUCAUAUACGGGAUGCAAAUGUCCAAAAUACGAAAUACAUGUAAACGUCUCUUCUGUUGUAAAAUGAUGAUUAGUCACAGAGAGCCGAUGUUGACGUAAAAAGUCAGUAAAUCAUUUCUGACCUUCUGUCACUGGAUCAUCUGAAUAAUGUGGUUUAUUCAAAUCAAAUUACAGUAAUGAACUUUAACAAAAUAUGGCAAAAGUUAACCCCAUAAA